Morone saxatilis (striped sea-bass) is the source of this 10751-nucleotide messenger RNA. It is a transcript of the gene ep300b, whose product is annotated as E1A binding protein p300 b. Gene Ontology annotation, biological process: positive regulation of transcription by RNA polymerase II. Gene Ontology annotation, cellular component: histone acetyltransferase complex; transcription regulator complex. Gene Ontology annotation, molecular function: transcription coactivator activity; protein binding; zinc ion binding. Lineage: Eukaryota; Metazoa; Chordata; Actinopteri; Moronidae. The record is from RefSeq and is a predicted model, not a curated record.
AAUAUAUAUAUAUAGAGAGAUUUUUUUUUUCUUUUUUUUUUUUUACACAAUAUUAACCAUUACUUUCAUUAUCUGCAAGUGUUUUACAACCACGCGAAAACCCCGGAGGAGGAACCUCAUCUGGAGCACAAGAUAAGUAAAAACCCCUCACAGCCUCGUCCUCUGCUAAAUAAAAACUAAUUGGAUCAAUCUGACUGCCCUCGCUGAUUGGCAAUCCGCGCUGUGAUUGCCCCCCAAGAACUACUGUCAAAGAAAUAAAAGUCUGCAUCGGGAUCGAUUGCACAAGGAGGGAUUUUAUUUUAUUUUUUUGAGGGGGGGGACAAGAUUUUCUAUUUUUUGCCAAACCCCCCUGCUGACUGCACUAGGCAUUAACAAAAAAAAAAAAAAAGGGGGGGGUUGCAACAACCAAAUGUGCAAUAGGAGUCUGCUCUUUCUGACCCAGUGCCUUGCAUGGUCAAACACCUUUUUAAAGUGCACAAUUUAGUUCAGGACAUGCAGAAGGAAACUGAUGCGUGGACAAACACAUCCGUGAUCGAUCUUCACUGAAUCCGAGUAGCUGCAAGUGUGGGACUCUUCUGCACCACUGCUCUAUUUAUUCAGUUUCUGGUUAAAAAAAAAACCACCAAAUGCAAGUUGUUUUAUCUCAGUGUUGCACUUGAGAGCACCGACUGAACUGCUUUUUUCAUUGUGUGUUUUUUUUUUUACAACUACUACCGGUGGUCACACACACACCCGGUUGGCCGUAAAGGAGGGCUCGGUAUCGGCAUUGCCCAGCAGUGAGAUGUCUGCUCAGGUGAGAGAAAUGGUAAACGCAACCGAGGAUCUCAUAACUGUUGCAUGAGAGAUCAGCCCCCAGAAGUUUAACACAGGAAACACUCCUGGCUUGUGUUGGUUGGUUGUUUUUUUGGAGCACAAUUUAUCAUUUUUGGUGCCCUGACCGACACUCUCCACUGGAGCGCUUCAGACCUGAAAUACAGGAUUUCUCCGCCGACUAUGGCGGACAGGACUGAGUGCAGCACGGAGGACGGAUCUUGGGACAGUUUUUGUGUCGCAGAAGAGGCUACAUGAGGUUGUCAGAGGGCCGCACGCUUGCCUUUUUUGCCGACUCCACCUUCCCACCUCCUCCUGUUCAAAUCUGUGAAGAAACACAAUCUCCGACAGGGGAGGGGGACUGAUAUCUGCAGAGAGGAAUAAACCGAGAGGGAGAACUGUGAGGGGGGAGAGAGAUAAAAAAAAAAAAAAGAGUUCAACAUUGCUGUCUUCUCCCCUACCGUCCCCCCAAGCGGUGGGGGAACGAUCAGAAGCUUUUCUUAAAGGGAUAAGGAGACGCAAAUAAGGGAAAUACGUCUGCCCUCCGUGGAUCUACAGCUUUUUUUUUUUUUUUUUUUUAAAUUCGUCAAAAAAUAUGGCCGAUAAUGUCCUGGAGUCCGGUCAGCCUGCAGCCAAGAGGCCCAAGCUGUCCUCUCCAGCUCUCUCGGUGUCCGCCAGUGAUGGAAAUGAUUUUGGUUCACUCUUUGAUCUGGAGCAUGACCUCCCAGAUGAGCUCAUCAAUUCCUCGGACCUGGGGCUGACCAAUGGAGGGGACGUCAACCAGCUCCAUACCAGUCUUGCGGGGCUUGGAGGAGGGAUUAUUUUGGGAGGCCACGAUGCCGCUGCAAAACACAAACAGCUGUCCGAGCUCCUGCGCGCUGGAGCGCCAGCACAGCAAGGUGGCCCUACUUCCAACAGCACAGCACCCGGAGCUUCCAUGGGGAUGAUGGGGGGCGUCAGUGUCUCCCCUGGUGGACCUCAAGGCAUGCCCCCCCAGGGCCAGCAGCAGCAACCUGGAUUAAUGCAGCAGGUUGGGAUGGUUGGGGGGGUGGCGGCACUCAGUCGGGCAGCUGCCAUGAUGGGCGCCCAGAAGGGCAACCCUGGACAGCAGCAGCAAGGCCUGAUGGGGGGGCAGGUGAUGAAUGGCUCGCCAAGAAUGGGUUACCCAGGCAGUGCAGGCAUGGGUAACAAUAGUAAUUUGUUGGCAGAAACCCUACAGCAGCAGCAGGGCGGUCAGCAAAUGGGACCUGGGGGUCAGGCAGGGAUGAGACCACAGCAACCCGGAGCACUGAACAAGAUGAAUAUGAUGGCCAAUGCGGGCCCCUAUGGUGGUCCGUACGGCCAGUCUGCUGGCCAGGGGCUGCCUGGAGCAGGGCUGGGCCCACAGCUCCAGAACAAGGCGGGCCUGCCCAACAAUAUGGCCACCCAGUUCAACAUGGACAAGAAGCCACCACAAGGCCAAGGCAUGCCUGGGAUGGCCUCUCAGCAGCAGCCUGGAGCAGUGGGUGGCGUGUCCGUCGGAGGAGCGGCAGCAGUGGGAGGUGCCCAGGUUGGGCUCAAUGCCGUGGGGGCGGGUCCCGGCACAGCGCCCCCUACCGCAGACCCUGAGAAACGGAAGCUGAUCCAGCAGCAGCUGGUCCUCUUGCUACACGCGCACAAGUGCCAGCGGAGGGAGCAGGCCAACGGGGAAGUGCGGCAGUGCAACCUGCCCCACUGCCGCACCAUGAAGAACGUGCUCAACCACAUGACUCAUUGCCAGGCUGGCAAGUCCUGCCAGGUGGCGCACUGUGCCUCAUCCAGACAGAUCAUCUCUCAUUGGAAGAAUUGCACACGACAUGACUGUCCUGUAUGCCUGCCGCUGAAAAACGCCGGAGACAAGAGGAAUCAGCAGUCUCUUGUUAACAGUGCAGGGGUAGGUUUGGGGAAUUCUUUAGGUUCAGGCGUGCCUGGUGGACAGUCCAACACUCCGAACCUGAACCCUACCAACCAGAUUGACCCCAGCUCCAUAGAGAGGGCCUAUGCUGCACUAGGUCUCACUUACCAGGGCAACCAGAUGCCACAGCAGUCGCCACAGGCCAACAUGCCAAACCAGGGGCUGCCGGGCCAGCCUGGGAUGAGGCCUUUAAACACCAUGGGAGGAAACUCUAUGGGAGUGAAUGGUGGAGUGGGUGUGCAACCCCCUAACCAGCAGUCCACGCUACUGCCAAACGCCAUGUUGCAUGGCAACAUGAAUGCACAGAGCUUAAUGAGUGAUGGUGUGGGGAACCUGGGCUCCAUGCCUACAGCAACUCCUCCUUCUGCUCCAGGCAUGAGGAAGUCUUGGCAUGAAGACAUCACACAAGACCUCCGCAACCACCUUGUCCACAAGCUCGUGCAGGCCAUCUUCCCCACUCCUGAUCCGGCUGCGCUGAAGGAUCGGCGGAUGGAGAAUCUGGUGGCUUACGCUCGAAAAGUAGAGGGAGACAUGUACGAGUCAGCCAACAGUAGGGCGGAAUAUUACCAUUUGCUGGCAGAGAAGAUCUACAAGAUCCAGAAGGAGCUAGAGGAAAAGAGGAGGACAAGACUCCAGAAGCAGGGUAUGAUGCCAGGCCAGCCCGGCAUAGCCUCCCCGGGCCUUCCACAGGGGCCUCCCAGCAUGGGACAACCUCCCAUGGCCCCAGGACAACCCCCAAAUGGUCCUCACAAUGAUCUGUCUAUGGUCCGACCGGCUGGACCCAAUCAGAUGGUCAACAGGAUGCAGAACCCUGCAGGAAUGAAUCAAUUUAGUCAGAUGGGGAUGCAGUCAAUGGGUCAGAGAUCGACGCCUCCCCUUCCUCUUAAUGCUCCUAUGAACCAGAUGGGUAUGGGAGCAACAAGGAUGGGUCAACCCAAUGCCGCACAGUUACAGAACCAGUACCUCCCUCAAGGCCAGUUCCCCGGGUCCAGUCCUGGACGUGGUUCUGGUCCUGUUGGCAUCAAUCAGCCUGGACCACAGAAUGCUGUGCCACCGCAGAACCAGAUGUCAACGCCACCCUCCCACCCAGCCAGCAGCCCUGCAGCACAGUCUGCCUCUUCUGCUCAAGGCUCCGGAGCCCCAGGAGGCUCCAUGGGACCUGGUAGUGCAAGUGGUCCUGGGUCUCUACCCAACCUGCCUCCAUCCUCCAACCAGCCCAACUCCUACCCUCACUGCCCACCAAUUAGAACAAACUCUCCCUCACCAGCACGUAGCUUAACGCCUCAACCACAUCAAACACCCCCCACGUUACCAGGUUCUCAGACCCCACAGCCACACACUCCUGGUACACCCCAAUUGCCCCCUCAGCAACAGCAACAGCAGCACAGCAACAACAGGCAGCAGCUAGCAGCAGCAGCAGCACGCAAAACCAGCAACAGCAAGCUGCAACAACAGACAAACAGCAGCAACGCCAAACAGCAACAGCAGCAGCAACAACAACCACAAGUUUCACAGCAGCCAUCGGGGCAGGCGGUGCACUCUGAGAAGGCCAAUCAGCCUCCACAGCAAACGCUUGGGGGUGUGCCUUCUUCAGGCCCCCAAGCAGGUCAGGCUUCUUCAGUGCCUACCCAAAAUGCUCAUGUGCCACUACAGCAGCCUCAAACCCCCCUAUCUCCGAAGCCUCCACUGACAGCAGAUGGUCAAGUGUCCUCUCCAGCCUCAGUCAGCAGCAGUACCGACCCCAGCUCCCAGCUUGCCCAAGUGGACGGUUCUGCUCCCAGCCAGGAAGACAUCAAAAUGGAAGUAAAGAAGCAGGAGGAGGAUGACGAAGGGACUGACAGCCAAGGAGAGGGCAAGGGGAAGAUGGGCAAGGGUCAGCCUGAUGUGAAGACAGAGGAGAAACCAGAGAUAAAGAAGGAGAAGCCGUCAGGAGAUGGGUGUAAAGGCGAGCCCAUGGAUACAUCUUCGUCCUCUGUGUCAUCGUCAGUAGCAGCAGGUGAAGACAAGAAGCCGGAGGUGAAGAAAGAGCCCAAAGAGGAAGAGGAUGGGUCAGGGUCAACAGCCUCCAACAGCUCCCCAGCCAGUGCUCAGAGUAAGAAGAAAAUCUUUAAGCCGGAGGAGCUGCGUCAGGCUCUGAUGCCCACUCUGGAAGCUUUGUAUCGGCAGGACCCUGAGUCCCUUCCCUUCCGUCAGCCGGUGGACCCCCAGUUACUGGGAAUACCCGACUACUUUGACAUCGUGAAGAAUCCCAUGGACCUGUCGACCAUCAAGCGGAAGCUAGACACGGGACAGUACCAAGAGCCUUGGCAGUAUGUCGAGGAUAUCUGGCUGAUGUUCAACAAUGCCUGGCUGUAUAACCGCAAGACGUCCCGUGUCUACAAGUACUGCUCCAAGCUGGCUGAGGUGUUUGAGUCAGAGAUCGAUCCUGUCAUGCAGGGCCUGGGAUACUGUUGUGGGAGGAAGUUUGAGUUUUCCCCCCAAACUCUAUGCUGCUAUGGAAAACAAUUAUGCACCAUCCAACGAGACGCUGCUUAUUUUAGCUACCAGAACAGGUACCACUUCUGUGAGAAGUGUUUCAACGAAAUCCAAGGCGAGACUGUUUCCCUGGGGGACGACCCCUCCCAGCCUCAGACGUCCAUCAACAAAGAGCAGUUUCAACGAAAGAAGAACGACACACUUGACCCUGAGUUGCUUGUGGAAUGUAUUGACUGUGGUCGUAAAAUGCACCAGAUCUGUGUCCUGCAUCAUGAAACCAUAUGGCCGUCAGGGGCUUCCUCAGACCAAGUUGGGGAACUUUUUGGAGAUAAGAGUGAACGACUACCUCAAGCGGCAGAACCACCCUGAGUCUGGCGAGGUCACAGUCCGUGUGGUCCAUGUCUCAGACAAGGUGGUUGAGGUCAAGCCGGGCAUGAAGUCCAGGUUUGUUGACAGCGGAGAGAUGUCUGAGUCCUUCCCAUACAGGAUGAAAGCUCUGUUUGCAUUUGAAGACAUCGAUGGAGCGGAUGUGUGUUUUUUCGGCAUGCACGUUCAAGAAUACGGCGCGGACUGCCCGCCUCCCAAUCAGAGACGAGUGUACAUUUCUUACCUGGAUAGCGUGCACUUCUUCAGACCUCGACACCUCAGGACUGUUGUCUACCACGAGAUCCUGCUAGGCUACCUGGAGUACGUCAAGAGGCAGGGGUUUACAGCGGGACAUAUCUGGGCCUGUCCACCCAGUGAAGGGGAUGAUUACAUCUUCCAUUGUCACCCAGCGGACCAGAAGAUCCCCAAGCCAAAACGCCUGCAGGAGUGGUACAAGAAGAUGCUGGACAAAGCUGUUUCGGAGCGCAUUAUCCAUGAUUACAAAGACAUCUUCAAGCAGGCAACAGAGGACCGGCUGACAAGUGCCAAGGAGCUGCCAUACUUUGAGGGCGACUUCUGGCCUAACGUACUGGAGGAGAGUAUCAAGGAGCUGGAGCAAGAGGAGGAAGAACGGAAAAGGGAGGAAAACAGUACCUCCAAUGAGAGCACAGAUGCCACAAAAGGAGACAGCAAGAAUGCCAAAAAGAAGAACAAUAAAAAGACAAGCAAAAACAAGAGCAGCUUGAGCCGAGCCAACAAGAAGAAACCAGGGAUGCCCAAUGUUUCCAAUGACCUUUCCCAGAAGCUCUAUGCCACCAUGGAGAAACAUAAGGAGGUCUUCUUUGUCAUCCGCCUUUCUGCUGGCCCCACCGGCAACUCGAGCCAGGACCGCUUUGUCUACACUUGCAAUGAGUGUAAACACCAUGUGGAGACCCGCUUCCACUGCACCGUCUGCGAGGACUAUGACUUGUGCAUCACCUGCUACAAUAUUAAGGGUCAUGAGCACAAGAUGGAUAAGCUGGGGCUUGGACUGGACGAUGACAGCAACAACCAGGCAGCAGCAGCUACCCAGAGCCCGGGAGACUCUCGCCGUCUCAGCAUCCAGCGCUGCAUACAGUCACUGGUCCAUGCAUGCCAGUGCCGCAACGCCAACUGCUCCCUGCCGUCCUGCCAGAAGAUGAAGCGCGUUGUUCAGCACACAAAAAGCUGCAAGCGCAAGACAAAUGGCGGCUGUCCCAUCUGCAAGCAGCUCAUUGCUCUGUGCUGCUACCAUGCCAAACACUGUCAGGAGAACAAAUGUCCCGUCCCGUUCUGUCUGAACAUCAAGCAAAAGCUCCGGCAGCAGCAGCUGCAGCACAGGCUCCAGCAGGCCCAGAUGUUAAGGAGGAGGAUGGCCAGCAUGCAGAGAGUGGGACAGGCAGCCGGAGGGCCACCUGGAGGACCUGUUGCUGGACUUCCAUCCCCAGGGAACAAUGGUACCACGGCACCCAGUACCCCAACUUCUGGUGGAACCCAACCCCCAACACCCCAGACCCCAACUCAGCAGAUGCCUCCAGUCUCGCAGCAGGGAAUGGGUCCUGGACCUGGAGUCCAGCAGCAACAGCAGCAAGGUGGGAUGCCUCCGCAAAGUGGCAUGCCUCCUCAGCACCCCCUUCACCACCAGUUUCAGCAGAUGGGUGGAGGAGGUGGGGGGAUAAUGAGCUCUCCCCAACAUCAGCAGCAGAUGCUUCCUCAGGUCCAGCAGCAACAUCAGAGUGGAGCAGGGACCAACCCUCAACAGCUCCAACAGCACCCCAACAAUUUGCCUCCAUAUGCCAGCAGACCCCCAGGCUCCUCCCCAAUCCAUCAGUCCCAGGGCAAACCCGUCCUUGGCUCCCCAACACCUCCCCAGCAGCAGCCUGGUGGCUCUGUCAUGACUGGAAGUGUUGGGGGCCAGCAGCCUCCCAAUCAGUCCCCGGGCCAGCCUCUCCUUCCACAGCAGCAGCAACAGCAGCCCCCUUCUGGCCCUCCACCGGCAGCAGUAGAAAUUGCCAUGAAGAUCCAACAGGUAGCCGAUGCUCAGAGGAAGAUGGCCCUGCAGAGACAAGCAGCCCAGGCAGCUGCAGGCUUGAUGCCUCCUCACCCUCACCAUCAACAGGGUCAGGGUCAACAGAUGGGCAUGGGACACCCUGGGCCUGUAGGGAUGGUUGGACCCCAGGGCAUGCCACCACAGAACCAAGCAGCAGUGGCAGCUGCUCGGGCCCAUAUGGAUCAACCACAAGGUGCUCCGCCAGGGAUGAUGGUUGGUGCUGGUGGGCCCAUGCAGCAACCCCCUCAGCAGGGUAACCUGCCCCAGGGCCAACUCCCCCCUCAGGUACAGCUUCAACAGCAGAGGAUGGGUGCUCCUCUUCAAAACCCGCAACAGCAGUGGGCUGGCCAAGGGAUGCCACCUCAGCAGAGGCAAGCCAUGAUGAACCAAAUGGGCCAUCCAGCCAUGAUGACAGCUCAACAACAACAGCAACAGCAACAGCAGCAACAGCAGCAACAGCAGCAGCAACAACAACAACAACAACAACAACAACAGCAGCAGCAGCAGCAGCAGCAGCAAGCAGCAGCAGCAUCAGCAACAGCACCAACAAGCUCAGGGCCAUGCUGCCUUGAUGAAUAUGGCGCAGCAGCAGGCAAGGUGCUGGUGUCGGGGUCCCAGGGGAGUGGCCCCUGGAGCUACAGGUGUCCCAGGAGUUUGUGCUGCUGGUGGGAACAUCCCCCAAGCAGCCCCCAGGAGUUUGUUACGACUCUUCCGCUCGCCUAUGUCACCACUACGCAACAGCAAGUCCUCAACAUCCUCCGAGGGGUCCUGGUAAUGGUCAUGGCAGGAGGGGGGCCCACAGGUGAACAUGGGAGUGCUGCAGGGUGGCGCGGCCAGCCGGGUAUCCACAUGGGGGUCAAGGAGGACGAAUGUCAACAUGGCCAGCUAUGGCCAGCCUCCAACAAGUACAGCAACAGCAGCAGUUACAACAACAACAGAAGCAGCAGUCUACAACCAACAAACAGACAACAGCAGCAGCAGUGGCAGCAGCAGCAGCAGCAACAACAGCAACAACAGCAAAUGGGAGUAAAUCAUGGUCAGUUCCAGCAGCCACAGCCACUACAGGGGCAGGGCUACAUGGGACAACCUGGGAUGCAGCCGCCUUCAGUGGGACAGGGACCACCUGGAGGUCCUCCUCUUGGCCCUCAGCAGCAAGGUGGUCCCCCAGGCCAGCAGGGGCAAGGUUACCCAGGGUCAGUGGCACAGCAGCAAGUCACAGCUGCACUCCAGCAGAGGCUCCACCAUCAGCACCACCUCCAGAUGCAGCAGCAGAAUGCCAUGGCUGGCCUACCAGGGGGUGAUGCAGGUGGAGGGGGUGUAGGAGGUCCUCAACAGCCACCUCAAGGCCCACAGCCCACUCAGGGUGGUCCCCCUCCUCAAUCCUCUCAGGCUCUGCUCCAACAGGCACUCCACCAGAGGCUGCUCCAGCAGCAGCAGCAGCAGCAGCAUCUGGGCCCUGGUGGGUCACCAGCCCAACACAGCAAUCCCAUGAGCCCCCAGCAGCCACAACAGAUGGCCCAGUCCCCACACCCACACUUGCAGGGCCAGGCGCACACAUCCCUGGCUAACCAAGUGCGAUCCCCACAGCCUUCGCCCAGACCCCAGUCUCAGCCGCCACACUCCAGCCCGUCCCCACGCAUGCAGCCCCAGCCCUCACCACAUCACAUCUCCCCUCAGAUGCAGACGGGUUCCCCACACCCAGGCCACCUGAACCAGCACCAUCCGGGUAUGGUUGUCUCUUCACAACAACAGCAACAGCCAACGACCCAGCAGCAGCAACAGAACUCUAUGGAGCAGUUUGGGUCGGACCAGAGCGCCAUGCUAUCUCAGCUGAGUGGCAUGGCUGGUAUCCAUGGGCCGGCAGGCAACGGUCAGGACCCACUGGGCCAGAAUAUGAAUCACAACAUCAACAUCAUGUAGGAAUUUUACUUGACGUGUCAAGUUGAGCUGAAACGCUCUGUGAUUCUUCGCACAAACUGCACUCACCCAGGACAGUGUUAUUGUUAUUACUUAGCCUUUCUUUUUUAUACUAUUAUUAAAUGUUAUUUAAAAUGUUUUCAAUAAAGAUGCAUUGAACUGAACUUCCUAUGGGAGAUGAACAAUAAAUCAAGCAGUCGUUAAAUAAAUUAGAAUAAAUGAAUUGUAAGUUAUUGCUGUUAAUAUAUUUUUUUGCCAAUUGUGGACAAAGAGGGGGAUGGUUUCUCUAGCGCCCCCCCCCCCUCACCUCCACCUCUUGCUGAAUACAAGAAAGGUGAUAUUUUUGGGGGUAAAUAGGAGUAAUUGCCUUUUUUAAGAAAUGUUUUUAAGAUUUUAAAAGUGGUCAAGAAUUAAAGAGGAGAUGAUUUAAUGCAAAGAACUUUUUUUAUCGGUUUCAAUUCCCAUCAUUCAGUCUGUCUAUUUCUGUUUUGCAGAGUGAUGUGGAUUAUUAAUGUAAAUCCAAACAUGAUGCAUAUCUUCAUUUUUAAAUGUUUGGGUUUGCUUUAUUUAUUUUUUUUUCUUUUUGGGGGGUGGGAUGGGGGUGUUGUGUACCCUGAGACUGCUAAAAUUCGUAUAGAAAUAUAUUUUUGUUAAUGACUGUUAAGACGGGGGGUAGUGGAUGUUUCAUUUCACUUUAGAUGUCUUUAGUUGGGUCUUCCCAGGUGGGAAUAAUUAAAUGUCAGUGUUUUAUUGCAGUGGUUGAGGGUCUGCUGUGAGUUUGAGAUGUUGAACGGACGCAUUACGACGUCCCGGCCAGCUUCUGUAUCGGACAUCGGUCAUGUUGGAAGGGACUCUUCCCUCGCAAACAUGCAAGCCCUCUCCCUCGAAUGUGUGUGCACUCCUUCCUUUAAAGACACUUAAUAUGGAGCAGUGGAGGCUUGGGGAGGGGGGGUGCAUACCUGUGUGCCUGUAACAUUUUGAGUACAUGGGCUGGGACGUGAAAAAAUGGGUGGGAUGGGCUCCUUUUAGUGUUUUUAGGAUUCUACUGUUUGGAGUAAACAGGAUUUUGAUCCAAAUGAACUGUGUUGCACAGAAAUGAGGAGAAGGGAGGAGAUAUGAGCAGUCAGUCUCCGUCUCUUUCGGCCUCGUCCCCUUUGCUGCUUCUCUUGGACUUUAAAUCUC